This is a messenger RNA of Nezara viridula (southern green stink bug), 1275 nucleotides long. The record is from the annotation of a GenBank genome assembly. Lineage: Eukaryota; Metazoa; Arthropoda; Insecta; Hemiptera; Pentatomidae.
AUGGAGCCUGAAAUUAAGUCAAGUUCCCAAUUUGAAGAAUAUAAUGAAUAUGGCAUUACAGUUUUUGCUGAUACCAAAGCAUCUUGCCCUAGAAAAUCACCUCUUUAUCUAAGUAAAGAGCUUAGCUUUGUUAGGAAUUUGGUUUGCAAUAUUUUAAACCUUAUUGUUCAAACCAGAGGAUCUGAAUGUUCAAAUAAAUGCAUUGAUGUUCUUGGUGGUACUGGAAUUUCAGGAAUUUUAUGGAAAAGGAUAUUAGGAAACAAUGUAGAAGUUAAAAUUAACAAUCCAAAUGAACAAGCAAUAGAUUUUUUACUCAGAAAUGUUGAAAAUAAUUCUGUUGAUGUUGAAGUGACUAUUAAAGACCCCUGUAUAGUCCUUCAUGAAAGAGGAUAUAAUUUCAUAUAUUUGAACUGUACUAAUGAUGCUGCUAAUUAUUUUGAUGCCGCAUUACGGCAUAUAUCUCGGAAUGGUGUACUUGUCAUUACAGCUAAAGAUGAUUGUGCUCUUCACGGAAAUAAUCCAGAUGUUGCGUUUAGAAGAUAUAGUGGUAGAAUAACACGAGUACAAUAUUAUCAAGAACUUGGGAUAAGACUAGUUAUUGCUGCUUUGGCUAGGACUGCUGCUAAGUUCAAUAAGGCGAUUUCAGUGUUAUGCUGUGUUUCGUAUAUAAAUACAUUCACUAUUGCUGUAAUUGUACAGAAGGGUCCUUUAUUGGCAAAUAAAAUGUUGGAAAAUAUUCGUCUCUUAAAACAUUGCAUGGUUUGUGAGAACAGAAGAUUCUUUCCUCGGCAUGAUGGAUUUACUCAAGAUCCAAAUGAGGUGAAACUUGAUUGUAGCUGUGCAAAUAAAGCACCUGGUAAAACCAAUCUUGAAUUGGGUCCGGUUUGGAGUGGUCCAAUUUUCGAUGUCUCUUUCGUUGAGAGGCUACAGGCUAAUUUCAAGUUGUGUGAACAAAAUAUAUUUUCUAAUUAUGAACUUUCAACUACUUUUGAUUUAAUAUUAGAAGAAGCUAGGUGCCCAACUAUUGAAUCAUCCGAUGAACCGAAGAGAACAAAGUAUGAUUUUUCAGACCAACCUCCAUUUUAUUUUAACAUUCAUAAACACCAUCCUCAAAUUAAUCAGUUAAUGAAACUAAAUAAAGUAGUUGAGAGGUUGCGGAAAAUGGGUUACAGAGCUAGCAAAACACACUUUGAUAAACUAGCCAUAAGGACAGAUGCACCAUUGUCUUCUUUGUUUGAAAUUAUGUCUAGUUUUGAUUGUAAUAAUUUACAAUAA